AUGGCCCGUGACCCCAGCUUGGGAACCCAAACUUUGCAACGCCACUAUAUUGUGGCGGGUACGUGUCGCUUCAAUUCGGACUUGUCCAUCUGUAACAUCAGUGAUUGGGGAAUACUGCCCAAGAAGGAAGAUGCCCUAGCUUUUGCCGUGUGGAAGAUAGGACCGAUUCCCGUCAGCUUGAAUGCGGAGCCGAAAUCAUUCCAGUUGUACCAGUCCGGCAUUUACGACAGCGCCGAUUGUGACAGUUCGAAGUUGAACCACGCCGUGCUGGUGGUGGGUUACACCCCGCAAUAUUGGAUUAUCAAGAAUUGGUGGGGAUCGUGGGGUGAGAAUGGCUAUAUGAGGAUUGUACGUGGAAAGAAUAUGUGUGGCAUCGCAAACUACGCAGCCUAUUGUACUAUAAAGUAGGAAUAAAUUAUUGAUGCAUCUUUAAU
Aedes albopictus (Asian tiger mosquito) is the source of this 434-nucleotide messenger RNA. Its product is annotated as testin-2. Gene Ontology annotation, cellular component: lysosome. The transcript is spliced from 3 exons. Lineage: Eukaryota; Metazoa; Arthropoda; Insecta; Diptera; Culicidae. The record is from RefSeq and is a predicted model, not a curated record. Gene Ontology annotation, molecular function: cysteine-type endopeptidase activity; cysteine-type endopeptidase activator activity involved in apoptotic process. Gene Ontology annotation, biological process: immune response; positive regulation of apoptotic signaling pathway; positive regulation of peptidase activity. The coding region runs from base 1 to 408 and encodes 135 amino acids.